Ostreococcus lucimarinus CCE9901 is the source of this 264-nucleotide messenger RNA. RefSeq lists its product with no specific name. Lineage: Eukaryota; Viridiplantae; Chlorophyta; Mamiellophyceae; Mamiellales; Bathycoccaceae. The record is from RefSeq and is a predicted model, not a curated record. Gene Ontology annotation, biological process: fatty acid metabolic process. Bases 1 to 264 code for a protein of 87 amino acids. Gene Ontology annotation, molecular function: fatty-acyl-CoA binding. The transcript has 2 exons.
AUGGCGACGCUCGAAGAGUUUAACGCCGCCGCGGAGGCGAUCAAGGCCGUGAAAGAGACGACGAACGAAGAGAUGCUCGAGCUGUACGCGCUGUUCAAGCAAGCGAACGUCGGAGACGUGAACACCGCGCGACCGGGGAUGAUGGAUUUUAAGGGCAAGGCGAAGUGGGACGCGUGGAAAAAGCGCGAGGGGACGUCGAAGGAGGACGCCAUGACGGCGUACGUCGCGUUGGUCGCCGAGCUAAAGUCAAAGUACGGGAAGUGA